AUGGUGCUUCUCGACCUGCUGACGCUGGGCCUCUGGUCAAAGGUUGGACGUUUGACACACUAUGCUUUUGACGCCGUUCUUCUCUCGGCUUUUCUCGCUGGCGUGAAGCGAUCGACCGGCUUGACUUUCAAGAGCGACAAGGUUGCCGGCGAGAACAAGGAUAUCUCCAAAUGGAUCGAUAAGUACCUCGGCGUCGGCGAGUGGGUGAUGGACCAGUCCGUUGCCAUCGCCGGCUCCAGCGGCUUCUUUGAGCGCAAGCGAUAG
Messenger RNA from Trichoderma breve, 264 nucleotides. RefSeq lists its product as uncharacterized. Bases 1 to 264 code for a protein of 87 amino acids. NCBI's taxonomy places the organism in Eukaryota, Fungi, Ascomycota, Sordariomycetes, Hypocreales, Hypocreaceae. The transcript is spliced from 4 exons. Gene Ontology annotation, cellular component: cytoplasm. The record is from RefSeq and is a predicted model, not a curated record.